CAGUUGACGCGACACUCAAUACUCAUAUUCACUUAUACUGUGCUCGUUGUACAUGGCAUCGAUCAGCAGCUGGCUAUGGGGAACCUCCCAACUUGACGACGCCGUCGACAAGGCUACUUCGGAGCUCAUCCCGAAUGGCUCAGAGGACGUUGCUCUCAAUCUCGAAAUAUGCGAUCAGAUACGCUCCAAGUCUGCACCCGCAAAGGAUGCCAUGCGUGCGCUCAAACGCCGCCUUAAUCACAAGAAUCCCAACGUCCAACUCCUCGCACUCGCCUUGACAGACAUCUGUGUCAAGAAUGGCGGCGAUCAUUUCUUGACCGAGGUAACCUCACGAGAGUUCAUGGAUAAUCUGGUCUCCAUCCUCAAAAUCCAUGGUCUAAAUAAUUCUGUCAGAGAUGAUAUCUUGAAAUAUAUACAGAACUGGUCCUUGGCUUUUGAAGGCAAGCCCAGUCUUAGCUACGUCAAUCAGGUCUACAAGACCCUCAAGAGUGAAGGACAUCAUUUCCCUCCAAAGGACUUUGCCCUGGCGAACUCUGCCAUGGUCGACACAUCAACUGCUCCAGAAUGGAUAGAUUCUGAAUUGUGUCUGCGAUGUCGCACUCCGUUUACAUUUACCAACCGAAAACAUCACUGUCGGAAUUGUGGACAGGUUUUCGACCAGCAAUGUUCAUCUAAAUCCAUACCCCUACCUCACUUCGGCAUCACUCAAGCUGUUAGGGUCUGUGAUACGUGUCACAAUAAGUUGCAGAAAAAGGCUGAGAAAAGUGACAAAGGACACCGUCAGUCCGCAAGUAUGUAUAGCCCACGGCACAGCAGUGCGCGCGACCUUGCAGAUGCCGAGCUCCAACGAGCUAUCGAGCUCUCCCUCGAGGAGGUCGGUGCUGCUCACGGACGCAGACCGGGUUAUGUCCCCGCUCAACCCUCCGCGCACAAUUGGCAAGUUUCUGAACCUCCUCUUGUUGAUAGGAAGACACGCCCCGAUCACAAAGUUGCUGACGCGGACGAGGACGAUCCUGAUCUCCGUGCAGCUAUCGAAGCAAGUCUUCGCGAGGCUAGCGCCCCGAGACCGAGCGCCCCUGUAGAGCUUUCAAGCACAGAUUCAUACAGCACUGCGUACGCCACUUCUCAAUCAUAUCCGCCCACCGUCGCGCCUGCCCCACAAGUGCCGAAGCUUGCGAGUUAUGAUCUCGAGCUUUUGGAGACCGACGCGAUUCUUACAUUCAGCCAGACAGUGGAGCAAGUGCAAGCGCAAGGGGGACGCGACAUGUCGCGGUAUCCUGCUGUCAACGAACUAUAUGACAAGGCGAAUGGGCUCCGUCCCAAGCUGGCCAUGAGUUUGGAUGACACUGACCGCAAAGAACAACUGCUAUCUGAGAUGCACGAAAAACUUUCGCAAGCCGUCAAGCUCUACGACAAGCUGCUGACAGAUCAAGUCUCACAUCCCACAUGGCGGCGUUCUCUCCAACAGGUCCACCCCACGACUAUACCUGUGCGGCAAUCGGCACAAACACCCGUCAACGGUUACAGUCCAUGGGCACCUUCCCACCAUCAUGCAUCCUCCGUGUCUUCCCCGGUUGUUGCGCCACCGCGGAUGGAUCCUGUCCAAUACGCCCCACAGCCUCUUAUUUCCCGACCCACAUUAUCUACUGUCCCCGAGUCAGAGCCUCAUUAUGCUCAUUAUGCGGCAGGACCAUCACAACACCCUACGGCUCCACUUGCCUCGCCGCCCGCACCCCCUCAGCCUCAGCAGUCGCCCCACUUCGCCAGUCCGCCGUUAUCUGUAUCCUACCUCCCCCAGCAAACGCCCGCUUCUCCCACCAUUCCGAUCCACCAACCUGUGUCCAUACCUCAGUUCACCAACAUUCACGCACCGUCUCAACCACCACCAGCACCUGCGCUUCUACCCAUAGCUCCACCCCUCGCUCCACAGACCCCGGCCCUCGCACGGCAUCACAGCGUCUCAUCACGCACCACAGUGUCCCCACCACCUGCCCCGCUCGCGCGUUCAAGCACCGUAUCGCACACAUCGCGCGCUCAGUAUCAGCAGCCCCUACAGCCACAGCUCCCCCAAUUUCCCUCUGCACCCACGACAGCACCACAGUCGUUUGAUUUGUACGCGCCGUCUGCGCCUACGACAAUUCCGGAGCGACGAGAGGAGCUGUUGAUUGAUUUGUAGUGAUUUUUUGUCUUGCUGCAGGUGUAUGAGUGGAUUAAUGUAGGAUCGCGCACUGAUGGACUGAUAGAUUAAUGUGAAUGCACGUAGUUCUUGGAUGAUCCGUAAACAUGACCACAUGUCAGGAAAUUGGGAUGUACGGGCUAUCGAAUUUGCCCAUGCAGA
Molecule: messenger RNA, 2338 nt
Organism: Suillus clintonianus
Lineage: Eukaryota; Fungi; Basidiomycota; Agaricomycetes; Boletales; Suillaceae
Exons: 6
Coding region: 53-2176 (707 amino acids)
Molecular function (GO): phosphatidylinositol binding; metal ion binding; ubiquitin binding
Source: RefSeq, a predicted model, not a curated record